This is a messenger RNA of Capra hircus (goat), 6709 nucleotides long. It is a transcript of the gene RAB11FIP1, whose product is annotated as RAB11 family interacting protein 1. Gene Ontology annotation, cellular component: intracellular membrane-bounded organelle. Bases 76 to 3738 code for a protein of 1220 amino acids. Gene Ontology annotation, molecular function: small GTPase binding. The transcript is spliced from 6 exons. Lineage: Eukaryota; Metazoa; Chordata; Mammalia; Artiodactyla; Bovidae. Gene Ontology annotation, biological process: regulated exocytosis. The record is from RefSeq and is a predicted model, not a curated record.
CUGGGGCGGGCGGUAGAGGCCGCCGGUUGCGGCGAUCACCUCCUUACUUUUCGGUUGGGUCGCAGAACCGUCACCAUGUCCCUGGCAGCCUCGGCGGGCCGGGGCCCCGGGGCCGUGUGGUCCCCGACGCACGUGCAGGUGACGGUACUGCAGGCGCGGGGGUUGAGGGCCAAGGGUCCCGGGGGCACGAGCGACGCGUAUGCGGUGAUCCAGGUGGGCAAGGAGAAGUACGCCACCUCGGUGUCGGAGCGCAGCCUGGGCGCGCCCGUGUGGCGCGAAGAGGCCACCUUCGAGCUGCCGCCGCUGCUGUCGGCUGAGGCCGCGCCCGCCGCCGCCGCCACCCUGCAGCUCACCGUGCUGCACCGCGCGCUGCUCGGCCUCGACAAGUUCCUGGGCCGCGCCGAGGUGGACCUGCGGGGGCUGCACCAGGACCAGGGCCGCCGGAGGACCCAGUGGUACACCUUGAAAUCCAAACCGGGGAAGAAGGAUAAAGAGCGAGGAGAAAUUGAGGUUGACAUCCAGUUUAUGAGAAACAACAUGACUGCGAGCAUGUUUGACCUUUCCAUGAAAGACAAGUCUCGGAACCCGUUUGGGAAACUGAAGGACAAGAUCAAGGGCAAGAAUAAGGAGAGCGCGUCUGAUACGGUGUCAGCCAUCGUCCCCCACGUGACGCCCUUGGCUGACAGUGAUGACGAGUCUCCUUCCAAAGACAAGAAGAAGUCAAAGAUCAAGACCUUGUUUUCCAAGUCCAACCUGCAGAGAACGCCGCUUUCCCAGUCCAUGUCCGUCCUGCCGACCUCAAAGUCAGACAAAGUGAUGCUUCGUCCUGGAGACUUUGAGUCCCGGUGGGAGGACGAUGACGAGGACAAGUCCUCCUCUGCCUCGGAUGUCUUGUCUCACAAGAGGACAGCAAGCGCGGAUCCUAAGCAGCUGAACCAGGUCAGCUUCAGUCUCCCCAAGAAGGAAGGCCUCUCCUUCCUGGGCGGCCUCCGGUCUAAGAACGAUGUCCUCUCCCGCUCGAAUGUCUGUAUCAAUGGGAACCACGUCUACGUGGAGCCGCCUGAGGCCAAGACCGAGACCAAGGACAGCUCCCCGUCCCCAUCCCCAUCCCCUCAAGACCUCAGGAAGAAGCGGUGGUUCUCAUCUAUGGAAAACCUGGCCUCUCGGCCUUGGAGGGAGCCUGGGGAAGUAGGCGCGGUGCCUUCCGAGUCUUCCACAAAGGACGCCCUCAAGUCUAUGUCCCUGCCGUCCUACCAGCCACAGGUCAGCAGGGACCUUGGGGAGAAUGUGGCCCCAGCAACCUUGGAGGCUGCAAAGGAAACCAAAGAGAGCAAGAAACAGGAGAACAAGAAGCCGGCUCUGCUCUUCCUGGUGCCGGGAAGGAAGGACACGGCCAAGGGCAGCGAGGGCGAAAGCCCUCCUACUGCCGCCUCUGGGAAGGAGAGGGAGGGAGUGCCCGCUGCGCUCAGGGCCGGGGAGCACCAGCCGGGGCCUGCCGAUGACCUUGUGAAGAGAUUGGACAAAGAGGCUGUGCCUGUUGCCUCUGGACUAGGCCAAGCGCCGAACCCCUUUGAAGACGAGCAGCUCCCAGAACCAGAAGCUGACCCAGAGCCCAAGGCUGCACCUGUCCCACCUGUUUUCUCGCCCAGGGCUCCCCAGACCAGAGCUGUGAAACCCCGGCCAGAAGUGUCUCCAGAGGCUCAGCCCGCACCCAGGCCCCCUCCUUCCACUAACUCUCGCCUCUUUCUUUCCACUCUCGCUUCCGGCUCUGGGCAGAUACCUGUCUCUUCUAAACCGGGGCUUGACUCAGAGACACCGUCCUCUGAGUCCCCUUCGGGCUCCUCCUCUGUCUCCUCUCCCAUAGCGGCCCCCAUCUCCACAUCCACCCCAAUUAAGAACUGGCCCUCUGCAGACCCGGGCCAAGCUGGCUCCGAAGAACCGCCUUCGCUCCUGGAACUAGAGCUGGAAAAGGAGACUCGGACCCGAGUUCCAAAUAUUGAUCCCCACGCUGCGGGCUCACUUUCCAAGCAGACACCCUUUCCGGUGACUGGAGAGAGGGAAGACUAUUCACCAGGGAAGACCAGUACUAACGACCUGGCACAGUCUCUGCGUACACAGCCUGAAGAGGGACAAGAAGGAGGGCUUCUGGGCUCUCCCUGGCAAGAACAACAAGAUGAUAUCGCUUCAUCGGACGAGGCCCGGGAAGUAGUAUCUGCUCUUGCGCCCGGGAGAGGCAGGAGGGGCAGCCCCGCUGGAAAGCCCCCAAGCAGGGAGGACCCAGACUCUGCGAAGGACGCAGGUGGCGGUGGCAGGCUGAGUCCUGCAGUUAAAGAAACGGCGCCCCUCCUCCACACGGGGGAGUCGGCCCCCACACCCGACUCCUCGACAACACAGGAACAUGAAGAGAUGGGUCUGGAUGCCCGUGACAGCGGAAAGGAUACCAAGAAGCAGGCGUUGUUUUCCAAGCAGCUCUCUGCGGAAGAGGCCGGGGAGGAGGCCCCCAGGCUGGUCCAUGGGGACAGAGGGGCCCCACAGGAGCCAACAGCACCAGGGGCAACUCCCAGAAACGCGAUGGACACGGGAGACUCCCAGGAGGGGGCGGCCGCGACUGGACCCUCGGCCCUGGCGACUCGUGCUCCCCGCCCCUCCUCCAAGGGGAGCUUCUCAGGGGUUCCCCAGUGGGCGACCGGCUCAGGGAGGGCUGGUCCCCUCUUCAGGAGUCAGGGAGACGACACCCGGAUAGCACGGAACCAGAGCAAAGCCAGUGACCAUGAAGGUCUGCUGUCCGACCCCCUGGGGGGCCUCCAGGCCCCCUGCGAGGCCAAGUCCCCAGGCGUGGCCCAUCUGGACCUGACCCUGCCCUCCAUCCCCGAGGUCGAGUCGGAGGACGAGAGAGGCGAUCAGCCUGAAGACGGUGGAGGGGCGGCCCUGGUGGCAGGCCAGGGAGAAGGGGCUCCAUCCUCCAGCAGGGGACCCGUCCAGCCUGAAGGGGAGAGGGCGCCCAGUGAGGAGGCUGGUGGGUCAGCAGCAGGAAGCCUGCAUGACCCCACGCCGGGAGCACCCAGAGCGCCCGUCCCGGCUUCUGCAGAACAGACCCCAGGCCCCAGCGGCGAUGGUGGGAAGGCAGGACCAGCCGGAGAUGGGAGCCUGCCUCGGCCUCCGGCCGCUGCCCUGGGGUCCCCUGUGUCCAGCUCCCCCACCCUUCCCCCGCUUCCUGCCACACGCUCCUUUCCCCUCUCUGCACACUCUGACACCCCCCACACCAAUACAGCAGAAUCUCAAAAAAAAGCAACAGCCGAGGGCUCCGCGGGUAACGUGGAAAAUCCCGGCAAGAGGAAGCCGCUUCUUCAGGCCCGGGUCUCCCCCUCAGAGACACAGCCGAGCGCUGGAAGCAGGCCGGCCAAGCACAGACUUCAUCCCGUGAAGCCGAUGAACACCACAGCCCCCAGGGUCUCUAACUCCACCUCGGGAACUGCCGCGAUCGUGAGUGAGAACUUGAUCAACGAAGCCGGGAUGAAGAAAUACAAGCCCUCGGACCCCGCAUUUGCCUACGUGCAGCUGACCCACGACGAGCUCAUUCAGCUGGUCCUCAAACAGAAGGAAACGAUCAGCAAGAAGGAAUGUCAGGUGCGCCAACUGGAAGACUACAUCGACAACCUGCUGGUCAGGGUCAUGGAGGAGACCCCGAACAUCCUCCGGGUUCCCUCUCAGGUCGGCAAAAAAGCAGGAAAGAUGUGAUCUGCCGGCCUCCAGCAUCGAGACUCUGCCGUGAGUCUGUCUCCACCAGCUCCUGAGGCCGAGGACUCGCUGUGCCCGACAGCUGGGCACAGAUUGCCAUCUUCCUCCUAGGUUAUCUGGCAGGAGUCCCUCCCACCCACGGAAGCCAGGUCAAUGACUACAACGGAUCUUUUCACUGUCCAUUCCCAGGGUUUCAUUUUUAAAUGCCACUGUGCCUUUAACCACGUUGUAAAUAUUUUAUGGUCCGACCGGAGACAUGGUCAUAAGAUCUGAUCCUGGCCCAGAGGUUCAGAUGGCGCUGGGGGGUAUUAAUUAAUGUAUUUUAAACAUUGGGAUUUUCUUUCUUUGAAUUUGAGAUUUUUAAAGUACAUCUCCCCCCGGUCUUUAAAGCUUCAGGUGAGAUGACAAGGACCAGGCGAUUGGGGCUGUGUUGCACAUACCUUCUUGGCAUUUGAGUAGCUCAGGCAUGGCGUUUUGGCUGCAGACGCUAAAUUUUUGAUACCGUGUAAACCUACUUGACUCCUCGGACUUGGUAUUUUGUUUUGACUGGAGCAGAGGAGUGCAGAGUGUGCCUUUGAGAUUUAUAACAAGCUGCUUUUUCCAGACAUCAGCCUCUACACCACAGUAGCCUUUAAAAUUUGCUCUUUAUCAAUGGAAAGGGACUGUCUAUGGAGGGAAGCAGACCAGGGGACUUAGAGUCACUUUGCACUCAAGGGAAUUGGUCAAAACCCCUCCUCUGGUGAUCACAGAGCCCCUGUGACAGGAGUGGCCGAGGCAGUGCCUUGAUUAGCCAUCGAGUGCCCCAGGCGCUUGCUAAAAUGGUUCUACCAGGUGUGGAGAGAUGGCAGGGGGUCCGUUGGCCCUCUCCCCCCAUGUCUUCGCUUGGCUCCCUGGUUUCCUUGGCAGCUCUUCGUGGCCUCUUCCCUCCUUAGUAUAACAUUGUGAAGAGCAAGAUGAUAUCUAUUUUUAGAUGGCUGUGUUUUUAAAACUAGAUUGACACACUUUUUUUUUUUUUUUUUUUUUUUAAACUAGGACCCCUUAACUAAUAGCACCAGUUCAGAUUCUUCAGGGCUUCUCUGGUGGUUCAGCGGUAGAGAAUCCUGCUGCCAAUGCAGGAGAUGGGGGUUCUAUCCCUGGGUUGGGAAGAUCCCCUGGAGACUCUUCAGGUAAUUUCAUUGUUAGUAACCCGAUAUUAGAAUGUUUUCUAUAUUACUCAUUUUUUGUUGUUGUUCCAGUUGAGACAGAAUCUCAUCAAAUCCCGACAUCUCUCCUCGGGAGAGAAUGUCAUAGGCCAAGGGUGUGGGUAGGGCUUGAGGAGAGAGCAGUUAUUAAAUGGAACUCUCUGUGUUCAUUCUUGUAUUGAAGUUAAGAGGCAAGAUGAUUGGCAGUGGGAUUCCUUCUCAGGAUCACAUCUGCUGCCACAUUAGUUAAUAUCAGCACUUUAAUCUGAAGGAUGAUACUGUAACUUGAUUGAACUAAUUCACUUUUAAUUAUCGAUAGCUGUUUUAUUUAAUACCUUCCUACAUACUGGGGACCACUGUAAACCUCUCAGACGACUUGUAUUUUUGUAGCGCUACGAGAUUUAUUUACAUCCCUAUAAAGAGAACUGGAUGUUUGCUUGAACUCUGGAGAUAUACGUGUAUAUAUUUGUUAUGCAGUGUUUUGUACUUGAUGUCAGUGUACUUGGACUGUGAUAACCCUCGUACACUGGGUGGCAGGGGCCCUGAGUGGUUUCUCCCAGGAAGAGCUCACGUGCAGACCCGAGUUCUUCCCGAAAGCUUUUUGUCGUGGGAGAUCUGCUGCUAGGACCUCGGGGAUGGGACCCGGUCCGUGUUUAAGAGCAAAUUCCUCUGCUCUGAGAUGCCACUCGAGAACUCUGGAGAAUGAAGGACAAUCAACUUCAAGAGUGCCUGGUUUCUACCAACUGCUGGAAAAAAAUUCCACAGGUGGCAUUCCUGCACCUCUCAAGGAUGCUGGUUAACACCUGUCCUUGAGGACUCUGCUGUGAGGGAGAACUCGGUUGGGAAAGCUGGAGCAACAGCUCUGAGCUGUUCACAGGGGCAGGUGGACUGGAGGGCUGGAGCUCCUGCAGCCAGUGUUGGUCUGAGGGCUUACACCCACGUAUCUGCACCAGGAGAGUCUGGUUUAGCCUCUGGCCGCUGAGUUCAUGCUCACUGAACUGAUGAGUCCUGGGAGGCCCUGCUUGGCUGCCCACCUCCCACCCCCAGAAGACCAGUCAGUACUUCAGGGAAGCAUCCAGUGAAAUACCAAACACCUUGUGAUGAACUUCACUGGAGGUCAGCAUCUAGGAAAAAAAUAGUCAAUCCUUUGCCCAGUUGUUUCAUAUCAUCUCUGUCGCUGGACUUUGACAUAUGUCCUGCCCACCGUUUUUAUUUCCUGUGGGUUAGCCUCCCCAGGUAGUGGGAGGGAAGAGCAAGAAAGUCUGCCCUUCGCCACAUGAAUAGCCAUUGACCCGGAGUGGAGGGUGUGUGGGCAGUGAGUGGCACACGUGUGUGGUUUCCAGCUCUGCUGACAGUGGGGGCUCAGAAGGGCACAGAGUGGGGAGGGUCCACGACCCUUAGCCACCUGCCAGACUGAAGGCCAGAGGCAACUUGUUGUAAAAUUAGGCGCGAUCUUCACUCCCCAUGCCCCUUCUCUUUUAGACCCAUUCACCGAUGAAUGGUCCCUCAAGGCUGAAGGAUCUGUUGCCCUCAGCGGGGCGGAGAGCUUACCCCUCCAGUUUCUACACCAAUCUCAAACCUGUGGUUUUCUCAGUAUCUAUCGUGUGAGCUACUGACGUGACCUCUUCCUCCCUCUGAUUGAAAGCUCACCCAGCAUUUCUGGAUUAUAGAAUUCUUAUUUCCUGCCUUGUUACUUUGGGAAUUUUGAAUUUCUUUGCUUUUGUUUUUGAGAAGUAACCUAAAAACUUCCUACAACACUAAAUAAAAUGGUACUGGUACUACCUUUCAAA